Messenger RNA from Panonychus citri (citrus red mite), 2900 nucleotides. Its product is annotated as endoribonuclease LACTB2-like. The transcript has 6 exons. Gene Ontology annotation, cellular component: mitochondrial matrix. Gene Ontology annotation, molecular function: RNA endonuclease activity; single-stranded RNA binding. Bases 108 to 962 code for a protein of 284 amino acids. The record is from RefSeq and is a predicted model, not a curated record. NCBI's taxonomy places the organism in Eukaryota, Metazoa, Arthropoda, Arachnida, Trombidiformes, Tetranychidae.
GGUUACUAAUAGUUGUUGAUGUUUCCAUUUGUUGAUUUGUUUUUCUCGGUCUUUCAUUUGAUUAUUUUAAAUUGUUACGAUUGUCAAUUGUUUUCCAAUUCUUAAUCAUGUCAACAAUUAUCCCCAAAGUGACUAAAUUGUCAGAAAGAGUGAUUCGUAUUCUCGGUUGUAAUCCCGGUCCAUUUACCCUUCAAGGAACCAACACUUACCUAAUUGGAACUGGAAAGGAAAGGAUUUUAAUUGAUACUGGUGAGAAAGAUAAUCAAGAAUAUACUAAAUUGUUGAAAACUGUUCUCACCAGUAAUCAAAUUAAAUUGUCAAAUAUAAUAAUCACCCAUUGGCAUGAUGAUCAUAUCGGUGGUUUAUUGGAUGUUCUUGAUUUAAUUGAAUCACCGGCAAGUUGUAAAGUUUACAAAUUUAAACAGAAUGAGAGAGAUCCAUCCGAUGAGAAAAUCUCAUUUGAAUAUCUAAAAGAUGAACAGAAGAUUAAAGUUGAUGGAUCGACAACUUUAAGUGUUUAUUAUACCCCUGGACACACCGAUGACCAUGCGGUGUUAUUAUUAGAUGAGGAUCGAACCAUUUUCAGUGGUGAUUGUAUUCUGGGCGAGGGAAGUGCAAUUUUUGAAGAUUUAAGAGAUUACAUGAAAUCUCUUGAGAAAAUAUCUUCUCUUGAAGCUGAGAUUAUUUUCCCUGGUCAUGGUCCUGUGGUCAACAAGCCUAAUGAAAAAAUUUCCGAAUACAUUAAACACCGAUUAACUCGUGAGAAUCAAAUUAUUGAUUGUAUUAAAUCCAGUUCAUCUAAUUGUGGAAUUACCAUUUCACAAAUUGUCUCCAUCAUCUAUAAAGAUACUCCUGAAAAUUUACUACUUGCAGCAGCUAAUAAUGUCUCACAUCAUUUAGAUAAAUUGUUGAAGGAUAAAGUAAUCAAAUCAUCUGAUCAAAUCCACUACGAGCUGAUUUAAUUGGAUUUAAUCAAUUUCUCUCUCCAUAUUUUUUUUGUGGUUCUUCAUUUAAUCACAAUUAAAUGGUAAAGGAAAUUCAAUCAAAUUAAAUUGAAUGGACAUUUUAAUUUGUCGAUAUUUACAAAAGUGAAACUCAAGAUUUUAUAACGAUGAUAAUGUAACAUAACAUAUAAUACAUAUGAACUUUUCUAUUAGACAAUUGAUUUGAUUGUAACAAUCAAUUUCAGUCUUUGUUGAUUGAUAAUUAAAUCGUGUAAAGUGUUGGCCUACGGACUGAGACGAUACUUGCACGAGGGGCGAUCGGUGAACGGACUGUGGCAUGUUUAAGAUCACAACAACAUUCACAACACAAACAAUUCCAGAAGCAACAAGUGACCAUCCAAAGGACAAUUAAGAUGAUUGAAACUCCAAUAAUUAAGAAAAUUGUUAAACUAUAAUACAUUUUAACUCUUGGACUCUUUUACUAUGGACAUGCCAGUGGACAGUUAACAAUCACAAUUAAAUUAAUUGGUGAUUGAACUAAGAACAAGAUUGAGAAAAGUUAAUUGUUAAACUUGUUGAUUGAUUGAGUUUGUCAUCAAUGUUUCCAAAGGGAAUGAAAAACUAACCAGUGAUUAGUAAAUUGUCAAGUUAAUGAUGAUAGAAAAUGACAAAGCAAAAAGUUUAAUUGUCAUUGAUGGUUAUUAAACCUUGGGAAUAGACCAAACAAUUAAGUGUAACUGUAUUAAUUGUGACAAUGAGAAAGCAAGUCAAGUCAUUGGAUAAUUUAAUUUCCUCAACCAUUAACUAAUUUUAACUCAAGUCAAGUGAAUUAAUUAAUACAAUAGAAAAAAAAAUCUUUUCCAAAGUUAAUAUUUAUAUCGAUUACGAUGAUAACUGUUAAUUGUUGGAAGUUGAUUUAAUUCUGGAAUACUUUCUAAUCGUUUAGAUGCUCUUCUUUGAAACUCUCGAACGACCACUUUCUCGGUUCGUUUUUCACUGGCCUGAAAUCGAACCCAACUGGACACUUUGUACCAAGAAGAUCGAUAAAUUUUGGGAACAUGUUCGAUAAUUGAAAAGCCGAACCAAGUUCCGGAAAUACUUCCAAUGGCAAUGAUAACAUCGAUCAACACCAAUCGAGGUUCAACAAUCACUUUAAUAUUUGGUUCUUUAAUGGUACCAAAAGAGAUGACGGACUUAUUGCCGCUCGUUGGUAUCGGAUUUCUGGGACGAAUAAAGAAAAUUUUCUCAUAACAAUCCGGCCUUUCAGUUAACUGGAAACAAUGAUCAACUAUAAAGUUCAAUUGUUGACGGAAAGUACGAUUGUCAACAUUGUCCGUGUACUUGACCAGACCCAAUGGUACAUUAAGGUCAACAUCAAUCAUGGACGCAUGGAAAGGUACACCAAAGUACUCGAUGGAUUUGUUGUUAAAACAAACGUCCUUCAUGUCAAUCGCUCGUCGAUAUCCAAGUGGAAUAUAAUCAAUACAAUUGGACUGAUACGGAGACGGAAGUAGUUUCCGUUCAAAAGUAAAAUAAUGCAUUCGAUAUACUAAAGGUUCAUUAUAAACUAUGGACAUUGUAUCCCAACGAAGUGAAUUGCCUCGAGGCUUAUAUGAAGGUGGAACCAAAGUGAUGAAAAAGUUUGGAGCAAAAUUAAAUAUCGAUUGGUUCAUAUUGAUGGUCAGUAUAUUGGGACUUAUAAAAGCUUUGGCACUUUCCUCAUUCGAUAAAGUGACAGGACCUUUCAAUGAACAAUGGAAAAUGUAACAUAUUCGUAGAGAUCGAAGGACUUUAUCAAUUUUACAAAAAUCUUUCGACUGAUUAACCGUUAAAUUUGUAAUAGAAAGUGAAGUAACUAAUUCGGAAUUGGUGUACAUUAAACUGACCAAUUGACUGAUGGUCAAUGAUCGGGCAAGGAUCAUCAUUAAUUGAUUUUUGUCCCAUAUUGAAAAAAGA